This is a messenger RNA of Haliotis rubra (blacklip abalone), 2108 nucleotides long. RefSeq lists its product as uncharacterized. The coding region runs from base 204 to 1550 and encodes 448 amino acids. The transcript is spliced from 9 exons. The record is from RefSeq and is a predicted model, not a curated record. NCBI's taxonomy places the organism in Eukaryota, Metazoa, Mollusca, Gastropoda, Lepetellida, Haliotidae. Gene Ontology annotation, molecular function: 2-oxoglutarate-dependent dioxygenase activity.
UAUUCAGAUUCGAUUUAUCACCGGCCACAACUCUUUGUCAAAUGUCGCCGGCACUGUUACGUUGAUCAACUACGUGGCGCUGUGCCUCACUUCCUGCGUGGACAUCUACACUCUACCUCCACGUCGUUCACGCAUUAGGAGGGGGAUUCGGGGAAUAUUUCUCACCUGGGAUAAUUACAGGUAGUCACACCUCUGCUCUAGAAAUGAGCCCACUAUCAAUCAAAAUGUCGUUGUUGCUGCUGCUGUUGACGGUGACAUGGACGACGGACGCUAGGAUUGGCUUUAAGAAGGACCUGUCAAUGGAUGCUGUCUUCCCCGCACCCAUCAGGCGAGACGCUGGGCUGCCGGAGGGACAUCUCCGACCCCUGGGCUACCAGCGUCCGGCUGACUCCCCUGCAGACGAACUGGACGGGUUCCCGGACAUCAGAGUGUUCUACCACGGCUACUCCAAACAGCGGACGCCCGUGGUGUUCCGAAAAGCUCUGAAGGACGAGGAGGUGUUCAAGAACUGGGCGACAGACAAAUACCUCAGAGACACGUUCGGCAAGCUCAACAUCACGGUUGUCACCCAGCGCCCCAUCUUCCACAAGGACGAGAUCAAGCGGACGACCCAGGUGGUAAAGGUGAAGCGCUUCCUGUCUGAGUACGAGUAUGAAGACUGGUACAUCUCUUCUGUCAUCCCAGCGGAGAUACAGCAACAACUGUCGCUGCCGACCAUCUUUAACUGUGGUGUAGUGAGCCGUUAUCUCCAGAAUCCGGAACUAUGGAUGUCCAGUGGCAGUAUCUCCUCCAAGCUCCACAGUCAUCACGACCACAACCUCCACUGCGUCCUCUUCGGCAGACGUGACUACGUCAUCGUCCGAAACAAGUACAGAUACAACUUUGACUUCAAGGAAACAUACAUCAACUCAGGCGAGGGCUUCUCCCCCAUCGACAUGGAGAACAUCAACGUCUACAAACACAAGAAGAUCAAGGAGACGCCAUGGACAUGGGCCUCCCUCAAACAGGGGGACUGUAUCCUCAUACCCUCAGGUUACCUCCACUACGUGCACGCCUACGGUCGCAGCAUCUCCUACUCCAUCCUGUUCUCCCCCACCUCCGACACCGACGAGGACGUGGACGAGCCUCCAUGUAAGAAGGGCGCAGCGGAUACACUGAAGCCAAUGUCUGAAGGAACCUUCACCUGGAGCUAUGAUGGCGGGAAGACGCGUCUGACUAACCGGCAGCUGGAUGCAAAAAGCAUGCGGCACCAUCUCAUGUCACUCCUCAGGGACGAUAGUCAGAUCUAUUUUGAGAAGUUUGACCAUUUUUACAAAGAAGCAACAGCUUGGGCAAAAGACGCACCCCCUGCCCAGCAGGUGUUUAAUAUCUUGAAAGAGAAAAUCGUCAACAUACAGAAGCGGGACAAAAAGCGAGGUCUCAACUACAUCACCCGGGUCGACAUACAUCAACUGAGUGACGACCAACUGAUGAGAAUCGCUAAUAUCUUUAAUAAACCCGAGGGAAAACCUCAGAAGGAUAAAUCGAAACUGAAAAAGGAAGAGUUGUAGUUAUGAAAGUUUAACUGUCUCAUAAUUUUUUCUCUUGAUUUCAGUAUUUAUAACGCAGGUAUUCGCAGAGUAAACGUGUUGUGAAAAUGAAACAUAAAUCGGGAUUAUAAUCUUAAGAGACAGUUAAAUCGGAAUGUAUGAGUUUUUUAGUGUGUAUUAUUUUAGAAAUGUAAAAUUAAUUUAGUUCAAUUUUUAAAUUCUUCACCAUUGACAUGCUUCUUGUGUAGGAUCGCAUAGAAAUACAUUUCCUUGCGUAAUAGAAAUCCUUGUCGUAUUUUCCAUUCAAGUCCCACUAAGAAUAAAUAACUAGACUACACAGUUCAUGAAUAUGUGUAAAAGUGGAGAUAGCACCGUUGCUGUCUCCCAGCUUAAAGUGAGAAAUGCGAAUAUUAGGUGGUUCCAGUUGAUAGUAUUUGUUACAGUCAGUACAUUUGUGUUGAUAACUGCAAUCUUUAAUGACCAAAAUUGCACGUUGCAAUAUAACCACAUUCAUUCUAUACACAUGUUUAACGCGGCAAUUGAUGUACUUACUGUUUGCAAUAAAUAUGUUUCCUAAUA